Molecule: messenger RNA, 2141 nt
Organism: Marasmius oreades (fairy-ring Marasmius)
Lineage: Eukaryota; Fungi; Basidiomycota; Agaricomycetes; Agaricales; Marasmiaceae
Exons: 21
Coding region: 1-2085 (694 amino acids)
Biological process (GO): glycogen catabolic process
Cellular component (GO): cytoplasm
Molecular function (GO): pyridoxal phosphate binding; glycogen phosphorylase activity
Source: RefSeq, a predicted model, not a curated record
AUGUUCGCAGGAAUUACCGUUGUGGGGAUAUGGGCUUCGAUACAAAUACGGCAUUUUCCAACAGGUGCACAGCUCGAGGCACCCGAUCCAUGGCUCGAUAAUCAGAAUCCUUGGGAGCUUCCUCGUCUUGACGUCACCUACGAAGUUCGAUUCUAUGGCUACGCUGAACGUCUCAACGAUGGAACUGGCCGUUCUGUCUGGACUGGAGGUCAAGAAGUUCUUGCCGUCGCUUACGAUGUUAUGAUUCCCGGAUGUUACACCAAGAACACCAACAAUUUAAGGUUAUGGGAGAGUAAGCCAAAGCGAGGCUUCGACCUGAACUCGUUCAACGCUGGUGACUACGAACGGGCUAUCGAGUCAUCGAACAGUGCCGCCGCUAUUACGUCUGUUCUUUAUCCCAACGAUCACACAUCGUUUGGAAAGGAGCUGCGUUUGAAACAACAAUACUUCUGGACUGCUGCCAGUCUAGCUGAUAUUCUUCGCCGAUUCAAGAACAUCGGAAAACCGCUCAGCGCAUUCCCUGAUUGCAAGUUGUAUUUCUAUCGGGUCUCUCGUGUGCUGAUCGAUGUCUACCUGCAGACCCAUCCAACGCUUGCCAUUCCCGAACUCAUGCGUAUACUAAUUGACGAAGAGGAAACACCUUGGGACGACGCAUGGAAUAUCGUCACGAACACGUUCUUCUACACCAACCACACCGUGCUCCCUGAGGCGCUCGAGAAGUGGCCUGUACCAUUGAUGGAACACCUAUUGCCAAGGCACAUGCAAAUCAUCUACGAUAUUAACAUGUACUUCUUACAAGCAGUCGAGAAGAAGUUUCCGGGUGAUCGGGACCGCCUCGCUAGAAUGUCUUUGAUUGAAGAGGGCUUCCCUAAACAAGUCAGAAUGGCGUUCCUUGCGUGCAUUGGUAGCAGAAGGGUAAAUGGCGUCGCUGAGCUGCACAGUGAACUUGUGAGGACAACCAUCCUCAAAGACUUUGUCGAAUUCGAAGGCCGUAGCAAGUUCAGCAAUGUUACUAACGGAAUUACGCCUCGUCGCUGGUUAGACCAAUGCAACCCCGAACUGAGUGCGCUUAUCUCCAAGACUCUCGGUCUUCAGAAGCCUGUCUGGCUUAAGGACCUCUUUAGGCUCGAAGGUCUACUCAAACUCGUCGAGGACAAAAAAUUCCGAGACGAAUGGGCGGCCAUCAAACAAAGGAACAAGGAGAGACUUGCAAAUCUGGUCAAGACUACACUUGGAUUCACGGUCAACACGAACGCGAUGUUUGACGUUCAGAUUAAGAGGUUACACGAGUAUAAGCGACAAACUUUGAACAUCUUUGGAGUUAUCUAUAGGUAUCUGACGCUGAAGAAGAUGUCAGCUGAGGAGAGGAAGAAAGUUAACCCACGCGUCGUGUUCUUCGCUGGAAAGGCGGCCCCCGCAUACUACAUCGCCAAAUUGACCAUCCGCCUUAUUGUCAAUGUCGCCCGAGUGAUAAACGACGAUCCUGAAACCAAAGACCUUCUCUCCCUUUACUUCCUUCCUGACUACUCUGUCUCCCUCGCCGAAGUGCUCAUCCCAGCUUCCGAUAUCUCUCAACAUAUCAGUACAGCUGGAACAGAGGCUAGCGGUACGAGUAACAUGAAGUUCUGUUUGAAUGGUGGAUUGUUGGUGGGUACCGUUGAUGGAGCCAAUAUCGAGAUUGCGGAAGAAGUCGGAGAGAGCAAUGUUUUCUUCUUUGGCCAUUUGGCGCCUGCCGUCGAAGAUCUCCGCUACCAGCACGUUUAUCAUCCCGUCCCGAUUGAGGAGAAGUGUCCCGCAUUGGCAAAUGUUCUCAAUACGGUUUCUGGAGGAAUGUUUGGAGACGGAGGUGUUUAUGACCCUCUCUUGAAUACCAUCCGUCAAGGCGACUAUUAUCUCUUAUCGGACGACUUUGAUUCCUAUAUUGCGGCCUUGGAUUUGGUGGACGAGGCUUACAAGGACAAGGAUGAGUGGGUCAAGAAGAGCAUUAGGACUACUGCCAAGAUGGGUAAAUUCAGCUCUGACAGAGCGAUUAACGAAUAUGCAGAAAGUUUCUGGAAUUUGGAGGCUAUCAAGGUGCCUCAGUGAACGAAAAGGCACGGAUUGGGAAUUAGCGAUUAGCGUGGUAAAAAUGAGAUUAAAAC